Cryptomeria japonica (Japanese cedar) is the source of this 720-nucleotide messenger RNA. Its product is annotated as BURP domain-containing protein 16-like. The transcript has a single exon. The coding region runs from base 1 to 720 and encodes 239 amino acids. The record is from RefSeq and is a predicted model, not a curated record. NCBI's taxonomy places the organism in Eukaryota, Viridiplantae, Streptophyta, Pinopsida, Cupressales, Cupressaceae.
AUGCCAAAUGACGUGGAGGUGAAGCAAUUACACAGUAAUUUCUUCCGAGUAAAAGAAAUCAUUACAGUUGGAGAAAAGCUGUUAUUUCCUGAUUUUCAUGACGAUGCUGUCAAUGAGAAUGUGUCCUUUCUCCCACAUAAAAUUGCCCAAAACAUUCCUUUCCAAACCCAACAAGUGUUGAACAUAGUAGAGGCCUUUCACAUUCCAUCCACUGGAUCGGAGCUUCUCAUAAAGAAAAUGGCUUCAACUCUUAAGGUAUGUGAAGCACCUCCUUCUAGCAUAGAGACCAAAAGAUGUGUUAUUUCUAUAGAGUUUAUGGCAGAGUUUCUGUCCAGUGUCAUUGGUGGGUCCAACCAUAAGCAGAAUGUUGAAGUGGUGGAGGGCAUUGUCUCAACCAAAAAACUCUCCAAACGUGUGGUUACAGUAAAGGGCGCAAAACUCUUGGCUCCAUCCUCAAUCAAACAUGUGGCUUGUCACUCUAUGUUAUUUCCUUUUAAAGUUUAUUACUGUCAUUAUGUGAAGAGUACAAAUAUGUAUUUGGUAGCAUUGAAGGAUGAGCAAAGUGGAAUUGAGCAGAAUGUGGUUGCUGAAUGUCAUAUGGAUACUAAACCUUAUCCUACUGAAAGCCUGGCGCUGCUCGACCUCAAACUAAAACCAGGAGAGGGCGAGUUUUGUCACUGGGUACCUAGCGGUACUCUUCUUUUCAUCGAGAAGGUUUGA